AUGCGACACUACGGCCUUGACGAUGGGUUUAACCAGUGUGCCAAGGCGAUUGAGACUUGGCUUUAUGAGAACCGAGGUACCACUCCGUCUUCGAUAGAGCGUUUUCGAGUCAUCGACGGGGACGAUGCUCCGAAGUCGCUCGUAUUUGUUUGCUACUGGGAUGACGAGCGGAAGUACGACGAGGGAAUCAGGAAAUUAAAUCUCCGUCACCUGUACAGACAGCUUGAUACACAGAAGCAGCAAUCAGUGGGUCUCUGGUGUGAGAGGUUCACCAGUGACAUCUCCCGUCUGGAGACAAACUACACUGGACUAGAUUAUCUCCCAGGUCUAGCUCGGAUACCAGGCACGAGCACCGUAGACCAUACAUAUACCGCGUAUUGGGGUGCUGCCCGGGACCGAAUCCCUGAUUCUGCCUUUGACCUCUUUGAACAGGAGAAGGACUCUGUGACAGCGGUCCCUCCGGAUCCAGUCCCGUCAUCCUUGGGAAAGUACCUGAUAGGUACCAACUACCACAACAUGGUACAUAUACGAUCGGGCCAGUUCUGGAAAAACUGCGACGAGGAUGAGAAACGUUCGUAUGAAGAAGGACUAGAGCCGACUCUCCGCGAGGGACUCUCCUAUUUAUGGAAGAAUCCGGUCGACUCUGGUUCCAUGGGACUGAGGUAUUUGCUCAAUGUUCCCAGUUCUUCUUCCCAGUCCGAAAAGACCUAUGAGUCCUGUGUGACGGGAUUCUUCCGAAGUCUUGCAGAUCUGGAAACCUGGGCAAAACGGCAUUCAUCGCACCUGGCAAUAUAUACUGGCGCUAUUAAACAUGCGAAGAAUUUUGGUGAUAAACGAAAGUUCCGCACUUGGCAUGAGGUUUCGGUAUUGAGGAGCGGUAGUGGGCAGUUUGAGUAUCUUAACUGUCUGCCGGAGACUGGGGUGAUAAAGAGAAUAUCUCUCACUAGUGUUAGUGAUUAG
Molecule: messenger RNA, 960 nt
Organism: Aspergillus tanneri
Lineage: Eukaryota; Fungi; Ascomycota; Eurotiomycetes; Eurotiales; Aspergillaceae
Product: phenylacetaldoxime dehydratase family protein
Exons: 2
Coding region: 1-960 (319 amino acids)
Source: RefSeq, a predicted model, not a curated record